GCGAUCGUUCUUCUUAUAUCUAGCUUUCAUGAAAAAAAAAUACAAAAAAAAAACAACAACGUACUUUUACUUUCAACGCUUUCAAAUAUUUUGAAUUUUGCGAGGGAGUUGAUUACAAAUUUAUUUAUUUAUUUAUUCGUAAUAAUAAUAAUAAUAUUAUUGCAAUUAUUCUAAUCGAGGGUAAAAGUUGUCUAUGGUAUUUUUUAUUUUUGUUUAUUUACUAUAAGAAGUAAAUAUGUCUGUUGAUCAGAUCCAGUACUCGGAAAAAUAUUGUGAUGACAAGUUUGAGUACAGACAUGUUAUUUUGCCGUCUGACAUUGCUAAAAAUGUACCAAAAUCUCAUUUGAUGUCGGAAUCUGAGUGGCGUAAUCUUGGAGUACAACAGAGCCCGGGUUGGGUUCAUUAUAUGAUGCAUAGCCCAGAACCGCAUGUUUUACUAUUUCGUCGAUUAAGAACAGAUCCGCCAUUAAAUAUAAGAAACUCUCAACCAGAAACCCGAACUACUUGCUGUAAAUAAAAAAAAUAAGUAUAAUACUUAUCGGAAGAUGUUAUAUAGAUUAUAAAAGUACUUAUUUAUUUUUUCAGUAAUUAAAUAUUGUAAUUUAUAACUUGAAUAUUUAAUUAAGGCAUUUGUAACUUUUUUAAAGUUUGUGAAAUUAAUGUUUAUAAUUACAGCCAAAAUAUUUAUUUAAAACUUUACAACUUUAAAAUAA
Molecule: messenger RNA, 713 nt
Organism: Microplitis demolitor
Lineage: Eukaryota; Metazoa; Arthropoda; Insecta; Hymenoptera; Braconidae
Product: cyclin-dependent kinases regulatory subunit
Exons: 3
Coding region: 236-517 (93 amino acids)
Biological process (GO): regulation of mitotic cell cycle
Cellular component (GO): cyclin-dependent protein kinase holoenzyme complex; SCF ubiquitin ligase complex
Molecular function (GO): histone binding; protein kinase binding; ubiquitin binding
Source: RefSeq, a predicted model, not a curated record